Seminavis robusta is the source of this 2918-nucleotide messenger RNA. Lineage: Eukaryota; Bacillariophyta; Bacillariophyceae; Naviculales; Naviculaceae. The record is from the annotation of a GenBank genome assembly.
AAACUUUUACUUUGCUGGCUCGGAUCUGAUCGGUCGACCAUGACGAAACCACAAGAAGCAAGCGGCUUGCCGCUACAUGUACCACGAAGCCGACUAUUUCAUUAGUAAUAUAGGUGCCAUUGCGGAGUGUUUCGGCCAUUGUCGAGGAGAGGAAAGAAAAGGGCAUAGCUUCCGCAUUUGACUACGAAUUACGAAGUUUUGGAUUGACUGACUGGAGAGGUGGAUCGACACCUUGUUUCGUGUAUCGGAGAGGCUCCGACUGUUUACCCUCUGUUAACCUCCCACUGGUCAACAACCAUUAGACUAGCAACAAGUUCCGUUUUCCAUCUUCUGGUGCAACAAAUAUACAGAGGAUUGUCUCAGAAUGUGGAAAAAUGGUGUUGCAGAUGUGGAUACCGUACCGCCUUUGUGCAUUCAUUCCCACGAACCACAUUGACAACACACAUGGUUGGCUAAGAGAGUACGAGCAAUGGCCACCGACUGAUAAAGAUGUUGGCCAUUCCUCCUCUUCCGGUUCAUUAUUUCGAUACCUCUACCUUUACUGUACCGAUACCGGUAUCAAGAUGAUGUCACGUCGUUUACGUUCUCUUCUUUACUUAUUUACAGCGGCUACUCCACUACCAUGACAGGCUCCUCUUGUUUGGUUAGCGGGCAGCGGUAGCCGUUCGACGAUCGUUCGAUCGUUCGAUGCGUUCGAUGGAUCGAGUCGGUCGGUCGAUGACUUCUUCCUUCUUUCGGUGGACGAUUACUUCCACGGAGCGACCAUGACGCCUUCACUGCAAAAAGCGGAUACUGCUCUAUGCAGAGUUCGAUCCACCGGAGUGUCGUAGUACAACAUCUCCCCAUUCCAUCCCGUCCAAGGUUGUGGCGGUAGAGCGUUUGUUGAGCUCGGCGCGAAGUUCUCGAGGCGAUCGUUGCCAAGGUAUCAAUCGUGGAAAACAAGUGGGUUUCUCCGAACGUUCGGUUCACGCCCUGAGGCCAUUCAAAUCCAAUGCAAGCCACGACGGCGCUUUGGUGGGCGAUUUGUUCCGUUCAGAAAGAUCCAAACUGGGACCAUCGCCUCCACUCCUCUCACUUUCCUUGAUUUGACGAGGUCAACAAGGGAUUGCCAUCGACGAUUCAUUCAGCAUACAUUCAAAUAAUCCGCCGUGUUGUCUUUCACCAUGGCCGACCCACUAGAAGACCCACUAGAUUUCCCUCUAGUCGACCCAAGCACCGUGCCAUCUCUGAAAGAGGCGCACCCCAUUGUGGCUAAAACCUACGAAGCCAAAAUGGAAAAUGGGGAACCCCCCUUUGGUACGGUGAUUCCCGGCUUGCCGCAAAACACAUCCAGCAUCGAUGCGAUCAUGGAUUGGCUCAAGCAGCAUCUCCGCCGCGGUCCCAUUAGCAAGUUGGCGGACGCCAAAGAAGCGUGUGCGGAAGUUCUAGACAACAUUCAAAACACCGAGGAAACAACCAUUGGCAAGCUGUUGCUUGGGGUGGCGCGGCGCAAUCGUGGGGGUCGAGGAAACCCUGCUUCGCUGUGUUACAAGGACAACAAAGUGGCACUGGCGAGUGCCCUUCGAUACGACCAUACCGAGCUGCGUCAUCUCGACAACAGCAUCAGAGGUUCCUUGCUUGAUGGUUUGCGAAUCUGGCCUGGGGCCAGCGAUAGUACUUUGUAUGAGGUGGAAGAUGGUAACCCCGAUCUAAUUCUCAUUGGCAGUGAUCCACCACAGUUGGCAACCACCCUCAAAAAAGCUGUCUACCUCGUAGCCGCCGUCAUGGACGCUCACGAAGUCGUUGACUCAAUCGAUAAAUUCGAUCCAGAGGACCCAAACAAAACAAAUGUCAAAGCGGCGAUCGACGACACGAUUUACCACCUCCGAACACUCUACGGCUUCACAUUUCAGGCUUCCUGGUUUCAUCCUCUCCUCGACUUGUGGUUCCCACGUCGUCACCGCCGCCGCCGAUCUCGGAGUGAUUCACCCGCAGCAGUAGCAGACCCACUUCUUGAAGUCCUUGGCGCCGAACCUGGGGAGGAUUUGGUCGAGGAUUCAUCGUCUCGUCGCCCAGCACAGGCCGACCCGGAAGUUGUGCUGGAUGCAACGAAACAACUGCGUGUUGACACAGAGAACUUGCGUGCAGAAGAAACCAUUGAUCGGAUCUUGGACGCGCUGGAAGAUCGCCAAGCCCUGUGCGCCCGUAUGUUGGACCAGAAUGAUCGCAUCAUGGAACAGAACGACAGAGACAUGGGACAGCUUCAACUUCUCUUGGAAUCGUUGACGAAGGAGGGUAAGACGGUUGAUGGAGCAGCAGCAGUCGACCCUCGUGUUGCCACAGCCGAAUUGCUUAUUGCCGAAGCUAUUCGUAUCGCUUUGAGGGGCCUUGCUGUCGGCGAGCGUAUGCUUGAGCAUGUGGUCGGUGUCAGUGAGCGGAUUAUCGGUGUCGCUGAGGAUAGUACGGCGGCAGCCCACCGGCUCUUGGACCAUGCAGGAGUUCCUGAGCGCCGGGCUCGGCCCACACACCGACGCGCUGAGUCGGCACGAGAACGGGCACUUGCCGUGUCGGACGAUGACGAUACGGAUGAAGAUUAUGAUGACGGCGAGCGGGCUCCAGCUGUUCGUCGUCGCCGUCGCCGAGCCAACGACCGCCGCUAGAUGGGCGAAGACAUGCGUGCCGGUCUGCAAUAGAGGAAGAACAAGUGGCAUUUAGCGUUUCUGCUCCGCGGACAGGUGUCAUUUGUCAACUACAUGCGAACAAGUAUUCAAGCAUCAGGAUUAUACAGCAGCCCAUGCCGAGGUGCUAGCCAGCUGCUAGUAGAACUAACGCACAAUAAUACCGGUACUUGGCAGCUGACCAGCCCUGUCGUAGACGUCUAAGCGCCAGCAACCAUCCUGAGGACUCCAUAGUAUUCACGCUUUGUCUCUUGGCCCUCC